CUUCCAAACCUCACGCUUUUCGAUUUAAUUCAUCCGAAUUCGUGGACGGUGGUCGAGAAGAGUAGGGCAUCUCGCCGGUCGAGAGCUGGAUCACUGCCGGCGGCGGCGGCUGCGGGAAAGUCGCGGACGCCGAGCGGGAUCCGGGAGGCUCGCAGCGAGCGCUUGAACGAACUACUGGGCCGGUUUGGGCCUGUUUCACCAAACGCUGACGCCUUGCUAGGUGGGCCAGAUAUGGCUGGGUAUGAGGCCCAGUCCAUACAGGGAGCCACAGGCAUUGAUGCUAGCGCUGCAUGCACGGACGUGAUCGACUCGUCGUACGCGUGUGGUUCUACGUCUGCGCCUAGGGUUCGUCGGCGCGGGACGCCUUUCCUACUACCGUGCGGUUCUGGCCGCGCUCGCCGGAUUCCCCCGCUGCGCGUGAUGACUGGUCGAGGCUCGGGUGUACCGCCGGCAGCGAAGCCCCAUGCGGUUGCAGGCAGGGCUGGGGCAGUCGGGCCACCGCCGCCGCCUGGGAGUGCCGGCCGAGGGGCCCCUGGUGCAGGGCGUGGCGCAGCCGGUGCUGGGACUGUUGUUCCAGGCGCCGGGCGUGGCGUUCCCACCCCUACGGGACGGACUGGCGCCAACCACGGGAUGCGGCCGCCUGUGCCUGCGACGGCCGGGCCGCCGGUGGUACCUACUGGAAGUGGAGGACCGGCCGGUCUUCUACCCGCGGGACCAACGCCUGCCAGGCCGCCGGGCUCUCACACGGGCAGAGGGGGCUUCACAGGGCCGCGGCCUCCGGGGCCACAGCAGCCGGGGGCUUCUACCAUGGGUCGUGGUGGCGGGUCUGGCCCUCGACCGGUGGUGCCGGUCCCGGGUGGUGCUCCGCCCCGGGCUGCUCCGCCGCCGCACUAUGCCGCGAGGCCGACUCAGUAUCGGUCGGGGCCUCCGCAGCAUACGAAAGAAUCGACAGUUCGAGAGUCCUUUGAGUCGCCCCGUGGUCAGUGGGGUGAUGAUGGUGUGGAUGCAUAUGGAGACGGACAGCACCGUGGUUCCUCGUCGACCGGUGGAGGCCGAGGCUAUACAUGGCAGAGUGACGGGUCUGCAGAGAGACCAUUCCUUGGACCUCCUGGUGGCUUUGUUGAGGGGGCAUCCGGUCCGGACCACCGCUAGAGAGGCGGAUACCGUGGACAUCGGGGUGGUCGGGGUGGUGGCCGUGGGAGGUUUCGUCGAUAGCCUCCGCCUCCGGCUGCUGUUGACCAGGUGGCUACUGCGGUUGAGACAGAUUCUGGUCAGUCUAUGGAUCUUCAUCCUCAGGCGAUGGAGGUGGUAACGGCCCUGGCAAAUGUUGAUGCUUCGGUGCCUGGGCUGUAAGUGAAGUGUCAGACAGGUCUGAUUCCGAGAGGGCGGCCAAGUGGGCGCGCAAGAAGGAAAGGAUGCUGUGUUACCGGUGCGGUGAGAAGGGCCACUUUAUUGCAGAGUGCGUUGCAGAGCUGUGUGACUCGUGUGGCAAGCUCGCACAUGAUUCGAGAGAGUGCCCGUUAGUGCGUGACCAGGCUCCAGCUCUGAAUAUGUAUGGGCUAUACUGUGCAGAGUUACUGUUCUUCGAGUCCCCGGCUGCGAGGGAGAUCCCCGAGGACACACAGUGCCUGACCACCGGGAUUGUAAAAGCGACUCAGGGAGACGUGACUGAGGUUCAGAUUAUCUGGAGGCUUCAAGAAUUGGCACCGGGGGAUUUUCAGUGGGAGCUGAUCCGCCUCGAAGCUAAUUUAUUUAAGGUGGAUUUCCCCUCUGUGGAGGAUCUACAGAGACUACUGAGUUUCGGCUUGUGUAGAGUUCCUGGUACUAAGUGUAUUUUGGAGUUUCACGAGUGGACGAAGGUGGAGCCUAAAGGAAAGCCGCUUACGCAGAUCUGGUUGCGCUUUUCUGGAGCCCCAUCUAAGCCUCUGCAGGACGUUCGAGUUGUAGCCAGUAUGGGUAUCAUGGUUGGAAAGACGGAGAGAGUGGAUAUGGAUUUCACUCGGGCUCAUGGAGUGGCUCGGAUGUUGGUGAGUGUCCUCAAUGUUGAUUUUGUGCCUGAUGUGGUCCACUGGACAUAUAGGGGAGAGGUAUUCCCGCUUGAUAUAGAGUUUGAGGACGUUGAGAUGUUUGCUGAUGAGGUUGCUGGGGAUGAUGUUGAUAUGCACGAGAGUGAGGGUGGUGCAGGAGCCAGGGGGGCGCCAGACGAGUCUGCUCGAGAGGGGUCGACAGGGUCUCGCCCAGAUGCUCAGUUGCCUGGGGAGGGGACCGGAGUUGAGCCGACACCGUCACCUUCGGUGCCUACGACGACACUGCGUUUUGGGUCCUUUGCACCUGCCUCUGCGCCUCCCAAGAUGUGGAGCGAUAGGGUAGACUCUGAUGAUGUGUAUGCGCACACGCUUCCCUCCUUGGACUUUGAGGGGACUACAGUUCGGGCUGUACAGCCGGAGGUCGAUCUUAUUUCCCGAGCCUCACCGAUGGAUGUGUCUCCGGCAUUGUCAUCUUCGACCGAGGUGAGCCUUGGGGGACUGGGGUCAGGGCAGGUGGCCUUGCUCUCGUCUCUACCUAUACCGACGCCGAUGACGCCGGCUACGUCGGGGCCCGCCAGCGCUAGGAGUGGGAGCCCGAGGCAGGUGGCUUCGGCUCCUCCUCCUCACGUCCUGGCUGAGGCACCCGCAGAUCCCGUGACGCUGGGGGAGGUGGGGCUAGGGCAGGCGGCCCUAGAUAUCCCUUCCUCGUCUGCGGUCAGGAGGACCGCUUUCUCGGCGCCUUCGACGAUACGCUCUGUGCCGGUGGGCGGGGCAGGAGGAGGGACUGGGCAGGUGGCCCCAGUUGUCCCGCCCCUUGUCCUACCCGCCGGGCACUUGUCCGAGGGCAUUGGGAGCCCGCAGCUUCCUCCUUCUCGAGAGGAGGUUGUUACCUUCGGCGGUAUCCCAGACCCGGUCUCGACGGGGAGACGGAUGAGUGCUCGCGUUCUGGAUCUUCCGGAGGUGGACGAUAUGCAGCAGCGGUGCGCUAUGAGGGCGGCCAAGCUUCACGAUGCUGCGAUCACUACUGGUUAUUUUCCGAACUACGGCACUGAUCCGUUCGUGGUCGCUACUCACUCCGAUGGAGGCCAGGGAGCAUUUGGUUACUGGAUCUAUCCGUUGGGAGAUGGUCGCUUGGGAUAUCUUCAACCGGUUUGGAUGACGGUCAUGUAAUAGGAUAGGCAAUUAGUUUCCCUAUCUAUUGUUAGCCAGCCGGUUGUGGCUUCUUUUUUGGGCUAGUUUAUAUAUCUAACCGUCUGUAGCUCUGUGUGAGCUGCAUUUCUUUUCAUCCUUUUGUUUAGCUGAAGAUUGUGGAACCUUGUUGGCACUUUUGCCUUCUUUUAUUAAUAAGAUGGCCGUAUGCAUCAUUUUGAUGCAGAGGCCGAGGAGACCCCC
Triticum urartu is the source of this 3419-nucleotide messenger RNA. RefSeq lists its product as uncharacterized. The record is from RefSeq and is a predicted model, not a curated record. Gene Ontology annotation, molecular function: nucleic acid binding; zinc ion binding. NCBI's taxonomy places the organism in Eukaryota, Viridiplantae, Streptophyta, Magnoliopsida, Poales, Poaceae.